ACUCGAAAUCGUGAGAUGGGAUGAUUCCCUUCUCUUGUGCGACAGAUCACAUCACAUUCCCAUCGCACGGUGCCCAAAAUCUGCAUUCUGGAAAGGGUGGGAUGCGGCUUAUCGCCUGAGGAAAACUCUCACUUAGGUAGUGGCGUUGCCAUGUUUACUAACCAAUAGAGUUAAGCGUCCAGUGCACGUGAUACUUGUUUAAAUUUGACAGCUGGCGGCAUUUGUGUUGUUUCAAAAUCAAAUCUUUGAAUCUUAUGUUUUGUGCUUUGAAUAUUCCAAGGUAAAAAUAGUUUACAUUACAUUUAAAGUGAAAUACGUACAAUACUGAUUUGGUAUACCAAAUAAGCAUGUUAUUUUUUAAAUUUUAUGUUAGAAUGCGUAUGUAUAAUGGUAACUUUGUAGCUAAGAACGAAAUGGAAGUCAAAAAGGAGAGGUUGUCGUCGGUAAACCGUGCGCAGAAAAGUAUUAUUACCGAAUUUAUGGAAAGUCAUCCAGAACUAAGAAGCGGUCAAUUUUCUAAUUCGUUUUCCCAUAAAAAUGCUCAAGCAUUAUGGUCUGAGCUGUUAAGCUUAAUUAACAGUGUUCCGGGAGGCGGCAGAAAAGAGACUUGGCAGCAAAUCCGAAAGUGUUGGCAAGACAUGAAAAAAAAAGUCAAGCAAAAAAAAACCUUAUUAAAUAAGUACUACGCUGGCACCGGGGGUGGUGGUCCUCCAACUAACGACCUAGACCAAGAGGACGAAAAAAUUUUGCAACUUCUGCCAGCAGUAUCUGUUUCUGGGGACCCCAAUAUAUCAGAGUCUGCCGUUACAUUUGUCUUCGAGACUUCCGAUUUUGAGCAGCUAAUUGACGAUAGAACACAAGAAAAUGAGGGCAAUGAAACUAACUCACAAGUUUUACAUGAAGUUACAAAUGUAAGUUGCAACAUAGCAAGACGUUCCACUAAUUAUUAUUCUGAGGUUGAAAGUUCAUCGUCCACAGAAAAACUUAAUAUAAAGCAGAAGUACUAUCAAAAAAAGUUGGAAUUAAUAGAAGAAGACAGCAAAAGGCGAGAGUUAUACGAGAAUAAAAAACUGGAGUUACUAGGCAAACAAGUGGAUGCGUUGGAAAAAAUAGCCGAAAAUUUGUCACUCCCACGUUACCCACAAACAACACAAAAGGGAUAA
Messenger RNA from Brassicogethes aeneus, 1163 nucleotides. Lineage: Eukaryota; Metazoa; Arthropoda; Insecta; Coleoptera; Nitidulidae. The record is from the annotation of a GenBank genome assembly.